Molecule: messenger RNA, 3603 nt
Organism: Ornithodoros turicata
Lineage: Eukaryota; Metazoa; Arthropoda; Arachnida; Ixodida; Argasidae
Product: leukocyte receptor cluster member 8 homolog
Exons: 15
Coding region: 197-2560 (787 amino acids)
Cellular component (GO): nucleus
Source: RefSeq, a predicted model, not a curated record
GUGACUAUGCGCAUGCGCUAAAGGUCACAUUUUUCAGUAGACCUGGUUCGCUGGUUUUGUUUCGUGUUCAUACUGCUCAUAUUAAUACCAAAUACCGCAGAACAGUUUAGUCGUCCAAUGGUCUAAUCGGUACUGUUUAAUCGUAAAGUCACGUAUACAUCCCUGACUUUGUUGGACAGUAACAUCCUAUUGUGUGAUGGCGGCACUGCAGGCGUAUGAUAGCCCUUGUUCUACGCCGUGGAGUAACAAGACAGGUGCAUCGGGAGACAUGGAUGCUACUCCGGUCGACCCAAAUCAGGCGUGGGAGAAUGCUCGUAAGGCUUUAGAAAAAGUCCAAACUAACAAGACUACAACCGUCACAGAGCAGGGCAGCGGCGAAGGCUACAACGCACAGAAUGGCUACGCUGCUGGCUAUGGAUUCUGGGGGGCGCAGCAACAGCAGGGUGCCGUCUAUCCUGGGUACAUGGGGUACGGUGGUUACGGAGCUGCAGGACAAGGCGGGUAUGGGUUCUACCCACCAUAUAACCUGUACAACAACGGGUACUAUGCACAGAUGCAGUACCCCCAAAUGGGGACGGGUAACGGGGCGACAGUUGCCCCUCCGCCCCCUCCUGGGGACUCUGGGGGAGGCACGGAGGGAAGCAAUCGUUCUGGGGCAGGUAACGAUUCGGAUGGGAUGUACUAUGGCGGUUCGGCAGGGGGGAUGAAUCAAUAUGGAUCCGUGGAUACGUCUGGCUACGGGGGAAUGCACGGCGUUCAGGCACCGGGGUCGGGAGGAAUCCGCUUCAGCCUUCCGAAACGUGGAGGUCGAGGGGGAAACAAAUUUGGGAAACGUAUUAAUUCAUUCCAGCCACGCAUGGCAGGUGGAGACCAGAGUGCUUCGACGCAGUUGGGGUUGAACAGUGCACCGCGGAAUGAUGAUCGCAAGAUUUCCAGUGUGUCACAGGGAAGCAACAAUUGGCCCGAGAGUCUCAAGGACUACGUGAACAGGGCAUUCGCCAAGUGCAAGACAGACAUUGACAAGGAUCAGGUAGAGAUAGUCUUGAAGGGGAAGCUCACAAAGGUAUACAACGAUGGCAGCAUGUGGACCAAAGACUGGGCAAACGAGCCGUUACCUAGCAUUCACAGUGAACGCCUUGAGAAGGAGCAACAGGGAACUCCCGUCCUCGGCGGUAACAAUUCCAAACCGCUCAUAGGGAAGCUACCAGGUUCUUCUCCUAACAAGCGGUUGGGCCUCGGCUUUGCAUCUUCCUCGAUGCACGCUUCCGCCGCGGCAAGCGCCGAGAGUGAACCAGAGUUCAUCUCUCUCAAGAGUAGGAGGUCCGAAGGAAUUUGGUCACGUGUGGGCAGAAGGUCUUCUCGUUCGAGGUCACGGUCUAGGACGCCCCCUAAGGACAGGAGGAAGAAACGAAGGUCCAGCUCGCUGGAGUCUAGCCCAAGUCCAGAACCUGUUGGCCGCGGCGGAGGUAAGAAGUCGCUGAGCUCUAGUGUGUCUUGUGGCGGAUCCUCUAGCAGUGGUAGCAGAGGCAAGAAGAACAAAUCUGCAGCAGGCAACAAUGGACUGUCUGGACUCGGAAAGAAGGCCGCUAAGAAGGCAAAGAAAGCACUGGCUCAGUUCCAGGCUGUGGAUGACCCUAAUGCCUGUGAGAAACUCCAGAAGCGAGCGGCGCGCUUCGAGUUGGGGAGCCCCACAAGUGGGAUCACCGGGAAAAAGAAGCGCACACCCUCUAUUGUCCUCACUAUUAACAAUAAUUUGACUUCGAAUGCAGAUGCUGAGUAUGAUUGGGAGUCCUUCCCUGUUGUGGGAACCUGCAGGGAUUUGGAAAAGCAGUAUUUGAGAUUGACCUCCGCUCCAGACCCAUCGACAAUUCGUCCCGUAGAAGUGCUCCGCCGCUCCUUGGAGAUGGUCAAGCAGAGUUGGUUGGAGAAGCAGGACUACCACUAUGUCUGCGACCAGCUCAAGUCAAUUCGACAGGAUUUAACAGUUCAAUGCAUCCGAGAUUCCUUCACGGUGCUGGUGUAUGAGACGCACGCGCGGAUAGCCCUGGAGAAAGGAGACCACGAGGAGUUUAACCAGUGCCAGACGCAGCUCAAAAUGCUGUACCAGGAAGUUCCCGCGGGUAACCCCCUGGAGUUCACGGGGUACCGCAUCCUGUACAGCGUCUUCACCAGGAACACGUUAGACAUGAAGAACAUUCUUGCCAGUUUGGUCCCUGAAGAGAAAGCUGACCAGGUUGUAUCCCACGCACUAGCCAUUUGCUUUGCGUGGAGCCUCGGUAACUAUGCUAGGUUUUUCAAGUUGUACAACACAGCGCCGAGCAUGUCGGGAUACAUAUUGGACUGGUGCGUGUCCAGGGAGCGCAAGGCAGCCCUCAAGGCCAUGCUCAAAGCAUACCGUCCAGUUUUGCCUGUAGAAUAUAUUGAGCGUGUGUUGGGCUUCGCCUCCCGCGAGGACGCUCUGGCCUUCCUGGCCGAGCUUAACGUGACCUUCGUGGACGACGAUGCGGACCAGGCGAGCGUCGACUGCCGGGAGUCGCUGGCGGCCGUCCUUGCCUGCUAGCGUUCUUCUCUUAAUUUAGCCCCCACUCUCAUCCUGGUCUCCACCUAAAGUUAUCACGAGGGUAGACAUCCCACGAAAGGCAUCCUCUUAAAAUUACCGCUUCCCAGCAGGGCUGGCCGUGAGAUUUCCCAGGUCGUCAUCGUCGUCACCAUCAUCUGGAAGAGGAGUUUCAUCGGCUGGGGUGUGGGGAAUAGGGCGAAAGAAAUUCCCCCCCGGAAAAAGUGGUACGGGGCAUGCCAGGUUUUGAUACACGAAGAUGGACUGUGAAAGGGUGUGCAGGCGGCCUCGGACUUGGUAGGGCUGGCGAAGGGAAGUUAAGGGUUCAGUGUGUGCUCCAAGAAAGAGUGUCAGGUGUCUGCAUCUUCGAUUUUGGCCUCGCUGUUAAAUGGCAUUCAGCUUCGAUGAAGAAAACAUAGUCCAGGGCACCAGUCCUUGCUGGCCCAGUCAGGUCCACUGGUCUUGCUUAACAGCUCUCUCCACAAGGCUCCAGAAGUCAUGCUCAAGUUAAGGGCAAGUUCACAGCAGGGCUUGGUUUCUCACUGUCAAACUCCUUGGCUCGCAUUUGCUAAAGUUUUAAGUUUGGCCUGAACAGCAACCAGUUGAGGCAGAUGUGGUUUGGCCAUUGCUGGUAAAUGGCUUCACCCAUAGAGUGGGGCAAACUGCACAAGCCCCGAGCGCACAAUCCGAUCCAAGGUGACGAAACGCCUCUGAAGCCCCUUUUAGACGGCCGUUGACACCACCUUUGAGGCGGCUUCAGUCAUUGGCUUUCGUUUUUCAAGAGUGCUGCAGGUGGGCGCUGAAGUUGAAAGGUUUCGUCAGCUUGCUGAAGAUAAUGGCCACCCUUGAGUGGGCAGUGUUCGUGCUUGAGGUUGUGAAUGAAGGGACUCCGAAGGUGUUCAGCAUCUUUGUCGCUGGUCGACAUGUUUCAUCUUUCGUGCCAGAACAGUUACGAGAACAGUUAUUCGUUCCAAAGGUGUACAUAAUGUGUAUAUAGCGUUACAGAAGUAUCUCUUUACGCAGGAAAUAAAAAAAAAAUGCAACGC